Lolium rigidum is the source of this 1476-nucleotide messenger RNA. Its product is annotated as L10-interacting MYB domain-containing protein-like. The record is from RefSeq and is a predicted model, not a curated record. The coding region runs from base 251 to 1147 and encodes 298 amino acids. The transcript is spliced from 3 exons. Lineage: Eukaryota; Viridiplantae; Streptophyta; Magnoliopsida; Poales; Poaceae.
CCUGGCACCCACACCACGCCGCGCUUCCCCGCUGAUCUUCGUCCCCCUCGCGCGCCUGUCUUCUUCGUCCCCCGUCCCCUCAGACUCGGUUGUCUUCCAUCAGUACCUCCUGACGUGCCACUGUAAAAUUGGUAGCUUCAAACAGUAACAGGACCGAAUGGAUGUAUGUCAUAUACUCAUAUUGUAUGACACGUCCAGUACGUUCUUGAUCUUUGGUUGACUGAGGAAUCACUUAAUUUGUGCUCAGUAGAUGGAGAGGGGUCUGAAAUCCAAGGCGCACUGGGAUUCAUUCGGGCACAAAGUGUUCUGCGAGAUCUGCAAGGAGGAGGUCGGCGCCGGGAACAGGCCCGUGUCGUAUUUGAAUAAGACGGGAUACAAGAAUCUCCAGCACAAGUUCUUGGCUAGGACAGGGAGAAGUUAUGAGAGGAAGCAGUUCAAAAACCGGUGGGAGUCCUUGAAGAAAGAAUAUGCUCAUUGGGUGGCCUUUACACAGGCUGCAACUGGGCAGCGGUGGCAUAGCGCGUCGGGAACGGUAGAUGCCGACAAUGAAUGGUGGGUGAAGCUCACAGAGGCCCACCCAGAAUUUGUAAAGUUCCGGAAUGGACCACCAGAAAACCUUGCUGAGCUUGCCGCCAUGUUUGACGAGACUCAUGUGACAGUUUCAUCUUCCGCCAUCCCGGGUGAGCAUAUAGAAGACCCCACUGAUCUCGUUGAUGUUGAGGAUGGCAACGGCUAUCUAGAAUGCUACAAUGACCUGGAAUGCAACAAUGAUCUGGAAUAUAUCAAGGCAUCUGACCAGAAAGCAAAGGGAGCUGAAAAGAGGAGGGCUGCUGCCAUUGCUGCUAGUCCAAAGAAGAAAUCAAAGAAACAAAAGAACCCGCCGGAUCAGGAGUUCAGGCAUGUGACCAACAUAAUGGCUGGUAGCACUUCGGGAACAUCUUCUAGUGAUGUUCCAAGAGGUCAUGGGAUUAAAGAUGUCAUCAAGUUGGCUGUGCAAUCUGGGGCGAAAGAAUGCAGCGAUCUGUUCUUCACGGCCACCAAGCUGUUCAUGAAUGUGGACUAUAGGGAGAUGUUCAGUGCUUUGGAGACCAAUGAAGGAAGGCUCGAUUGGCUGAACAGAAUGCAUGAAGAGAUGAAGAAGAAAUAAUGUAUUUGCUUCCCUGGCCGCAAGAGAUAGGUGGAGUGAACUACCAAUCUUUUUCCGACAUGCGAGGAGAAGACUCAUUUCUCCACUUACAGAAUUACAGUAGAAGUGAGAGUGAGGCUUGAAUCUGGGUGUGUUGUUCUCAACCCUGUAUACCCACUGCUAAUAUUCUAGGAGGGUUCUUGUGUGAAGUACUAAUCUCAUAUCAUUAUGAACUCGUUUCUUGUGAUGUUGUUAUGUCAAUGGAUGAUAGAAAUAUUUCAUGGUUUACAGUAUACUAACCUUUCUAUGUUCUCUAAGUACAGAAGAAAUGAGGAAAACAAAUUUAAGCA